AUGGGGAAUCAUUUAGAGAAACCUGAAGAAAUUUUGAAAGGCAUCGAAGCAUCACACUUUGUUAAGAAGUUAAGAAAGGCAAUUAUCAAAGAUAAUCAUGGUGUUUGUCAAAGGGAAAGUCAAAGUCGAGUAAUCCUGGAUAAUCGCAUUCGAUUAAAACCCGUUGAAGAAUUGAUGCAUUCUUACUAUCGAUUUAUCUGGAACAGUAACUUUUCUUCUCCUGUGGAACAAAAGUUACAAAGUGGGGCGAAUGUACUUGACCUCGAAUGUGGUUUUGGGCAAUGGCUUAUAGAUCUUUGUAACGAAUAUCAAGCGUGCGAUUAUGUGGGUAUCGAUUAUGAAGGAAAUUUUCAAAGUCAAAACAACGUUCCAAAGAAUUUAAAAUUUCGCAAGCAUAACAUUCUUAAUGGCAUUCCGUAUGAGGAUAAUACAUUUGAUUUUAUUCAUAUGCAAAUCAUGAUGAAUUCAUUUACGGACGCUGAAUGGAAAACCCUUAUAGUGCCAGAAAUUUUUCGAGUUUGUAAACCUGGUGGUUGGAUAGAAAUCAUGGAUUCGGAUUAUGAGGUUUUUAACAUAGGACCUAAAACGGGAUUUUACUACCAAAUGUUUUUAAGUGUUAUCGACAUCAAUCAAAACAGAUCAUCUAAUUUGAAUCAAUUGCAAGACAUCAUGAAUGGAUAUCAAGAACUUGGCUUUACAAUUAUUAAAGAAAAGAUAAGCGCCUGGUAUCCAAUUCACCCUCAAAAUUCCGAUGAGACUUUUGAAAUCGUGCCCGAAAUCCUGAAUUCGCUGUACCCAUUCAUGUCAAAUUCAUCAGAAUUCAAAAUCAAUCGUGCGGAUUACACGAAAUUAUCGCAGCAAAUAAUUAAAGAAAUUGCUGAUAAUAAAUCAUAUAGUAAAACUUAUAGGAUGAUAACGCAAAAGCAUUUAUGA
Funneliformis geosporum is the source of this 933-nucleotide messenger RNA. Lineage: Eukaryota; Fungi; Glomeromycota; Glomeromycetes; Glomerales; Glomeraceae. The record is from the annotation of a GenBank genome assembly.